GGAGUGCGCCUCGAUCCAAAGAAGUUUGUAUUGGCACUCUUUCCGGGAAGUCUUCAUUUGGGGCAAAAGUCUGGGUCAGAGGCGGUGUCUUCCUCGUUUCGUCACCGUGGAAUUUUUGUUUGCGAUACAACGCCACGUUUUCUACUCCGUGUUGCAUGCUCGUUUCGCAUUUGAUUUCACCGGCUUCUACUGCAGCACGACCGACUUCUAUUUUCCAUAUCGUCUCCCUUUUUCUCUAUCGUGUCGUUCUCCAUACAUUCCUUCUUCUCGGUGAGUCGCUUGCUGCGUCUUUCCGUUCCGUGGUUCAGCAAGUCCUGACGGCCCGCCCGUUUGCAUGUCUGCAGGAAAGAACGAGCGGCCAUGCUUUCUCCCCGCGGAGGGGUUGUUCGGGCGUUUUUUCUCGGUGUUUCACCGCGCUGUCCUGUUAUCCUUCCACACUGAGGCUUUAGGAGACUCCCAACCAUAGGGGGAGGGGUUCCUGUUCUUCUUCCGGUCUCCCGUUGAGGGAUCUUCACUGCCGGAGAAAUCGCGGUCUUGGGUCGGAGAGAACUACCGCUGAGGAAUGCCGGAAAGGAGGGAAUGACGAAAGCCGCGUCAAUGGCUUUCUUUGACUUAAUCCGGCCACGACACCAGGUUCUACUCCGUUUCUCUUCUGUUGGUUAGCUCUUCACAGCAAACAAUGUCUGCCGCCGACGUCCACAGCAUUUUGUAUCGGGGCGCUGACCCCAUGCAACAGAAAUUCGAGCCACAGAAAGACAAAAAAGUGACGGUUCCCCGCUACUGGCCUGGGAAAGUUCCAGACAAGGCUGAAGAUGACCUUUCAGGUUCCUCCGAUGAAGAGGAUGUCGCCGUCAAACAGCAACGCAUGCAAGCCGUGCUCCAGGAGAGUAGCAGGCUGCACCGUCUGGCCCGAGCCGCCACAACUCUGAAGCCGGAUCUGCAGGAGCGGCGACGCAUCCACGAAGCGAUUGUGAUUGAGGCAGCCAAAGAGCGGGAGCUUUUGGCCGAGAAAGAAGAGGAGGAGGAGAAUGAGGAGGACGAGGAGGAAGAAGAGACAGACGAGGCCCGCGAGCGUCGACGACGUCUCGCUCUUGCUCGGAGACGAGAAGAAGAAAAGCUACUGGAGGAGCAACAGAGACAACAUCAACUCGAGGAAGAGGAAGAGGACGAUUCUUCCUCUGCGUACACGACAGAUAGCGAUGACAACGAGGAUCCAGCUUUCACUAUUUUACACAAACCGGUGUUUGUGCCAAAAGAGAAACGCGAGACUGUGAAGGAGCGCGAGCGACUGGAGGCGGAGGAAGAGAAAGAGAGGAAAGAAGCGGAGGAGCGCUUGGCGGAUCGGAAGCGAGAAUCCAAAAAAUUGCUUUACGAGGCCUUGCAGAAGGAAGACGAAGAAAUGAGGACGAACAUGCUCGGUGAACAGCUUCAGGAGGAAGAUUGCGAACUGCCUGAUGACACAGACGGUCUCGAUGCCGAAGCUGAGUAUGAGGCCUGGAAGGCUCGGGAGUUGCUGCGAAUCAAACGCGACCAGGAGGAGCGACAGGCUCGCGACAAUUUCUUGGAAGCUCUGGAGAGGAGACGGCAGAUGACCGAGGAAGAGAGGCGGCUCGACGACAAGCAGCUCGACGCCAUGCAGCCACGGAGAGAAGUCAAAUACAAAUACAAUUUCAUGCAGAAGUACUACCACAGGGGUGCCUUCUUCCAAGAUCUCGCUCGCAGCGGAGAAGAAGCGCUUUAUCUGCGCGACUACAACGCACCCGUCGGAGAAGACAAGUGGGACAAGAAGAUUUUGCCUUCUGCAAUGCGCGUUCGCCGUGGAGAAUUUGGGCGGCAGGGCCAGACGAAACAUACACAUCUUGUCGACGUGGACACGACGGAUUUCACCAGUGCUUGGGCCUUCAACACAAAAAUCAAAGAGAAAACAGACAGCAAAAUGGGAGGACGAAAAGGCGCCAAGGAGUUCGAUCGUCCCGCGGCAAGGCCGAAGAAGUGAACAGAAGCGGGUCGUCUUUCCUCGUCGCGUCUCCACCUGGAUUGAUUUCCUGCUCUCUCCAGACUCGUCAGUUGGCUUUUUGCGGCGCUUCGCUGUCCACAGGGGGUGCGCAUACACGCGUAGGCCAGGUCGCCCUCUGUGUGGUGUGCAGCGUCGCGUCCUGUUUCUUCUUGCGUCUUCGUCUUGGUUGCUCCUGCCGUAGCGCCGGGUCUUGCGUAGUCUCCAGCCGUGAUGCGUGCGACAGCGGGCCUCUCGAAUUCUUCUCUACGGCGUCUGCAGCUUUCUUCGUCGUCGCGCUUUGCGUUGGAGAUUCUCUGUUCCCCUUCGCACUUCUUUCGCAAACGCAUGGCUUUCACCGAUUCAGGAAAAGCGUUUUUUCCGCGUGCGUUGCUUUCUAGUUUGGUGUCUGCGAUCCUUCUCGAGUUCUGAUUGUGAUGUAGGGACACAAGGAGAUACCGUUUCCAGGCUUUCAAGUCUUUCUCUUUUUCUGGGAGCGCUGCUUUUCUCUGCUGGCGCUCCCCCACUCUCUGCAGAUCUGCGUCGUGGUAGUUUUGCCUUUUCAGAGAUUGUCUUUCUUAAAGCGCGAGAGUCACAUGUCUUCAAAUGCCGCAGCCGUUCUCUCGUUUGCUCCUUCCAUUUCCCGGUCUUUGCUGUUGACCCUUGGCACACAUCCAGAACCGGCUAUCGUCACUUUUCCCUGUAAAUCGCUCUCUCUCCACUGCCUUUCUUCCUCCUUCCCCCCGUCCCCCUGUAGGGGUGGCAGCAGAGAAGUUCUGAUCUGCAGGCAGCGCUGCGUCAGGCGUUUCAUUCUGUUGCCGGGGCCUCUUUCGUUGUCGAGGAAAACAUCAUAAGAAAAGGAAAACCAGGUGAAGUCUUUGUCACGUUUGCAUACAUCAGGCGGCCACAGAUCAAAGACUUGCGAAGCAAUAAAAGCCUGUCCAUUUUUUGGGUUCGUGACCGAGAAACUGCCCAGAAACAGAUCUAGCGGAGGGGCGGAGUCUUGCUUUCUCUUUGAGGCGCGUCGGGACAGAAA
Toxoplasma gondii ME49 is the source of this 3029-nucleotide messenger RNA. Its product is annotated as micro-fibrillar-associated protein 1. The coding region runs from base 680 to 1996 and encodes 438 amino acids. Gene Ontology annotation, cellular component: U2-type spliceosomal complex. The record is from RefSeq and is a predicted model, not a curated record. Lineage: Eukaryota; Apicomplexa; Conoidasida; Eucoccidiorida; Sarcocystidae. Gene Ontology annotation, biological process: mRNA splicing, via spliceosome. Gene Ontology annotation, molecular function: RNA binding. The transcript is spliced from 10 exons.